AUGCAUCCAGAUGACUUGGUAAUUAUGCGACGGGCGACCGAAGUGGCUGCCAAUUUCUUAUCCAACUUCAUUUUGUCGCGAGUGGAAGAUGAGGUGAAACGCCGGGAUUUCGUCGUCUGCUUGGAGCAAUUGCUGGCCAGUCGUUUGGAACAUCAUUGGUAUCCGGAGCAUCCGAGCCGAGGGCAAGCUUACCGCUGCAUCCGACUCAAUCCAUCCAGCGGUCGAGAAGCUCUGAUUGAGACGGCCGUCAUCGUGGCCGGUCUGACUUACGCCGACAUUCAACUGCCCUUGGAACUGACCGUCUGGAUCGAUCCCGACAGCGUGGCCUACCGAUUCGGCGAGAAUGACGGAUCGCAUUGUACUCUGCUAUCCUUCGACGAUCAAUUCGAGCCUUUGAAUAAUAAGACGACGACGACGACGACUCCUCCUCAAACACCAAUAAAAGGAGACGGACGAGAGUGCCGGGCAUGUCAGAUUGUUUUCCAGCAGCACAGUUGUUGUGCUCCAUGUCCGGCAUUGUCUCAUAGUACAACUUAUAUCGAGCAAUAUAGAUGCCAGGGCUGA
Messenger RNA from Daphnia pulex (common water flea), 564 nucleotides. RefSeq names its product protein BTG2-like. The record is from RefSeq and is a predicted model, not a curated record. Gene Ontology annotation, cellular component: cytoplasm; nucleus. Gene Ontology annotation, biological process: negative regulation of cell population proliferation; negative regulation of mitotic cell cycle. The transcript has a single exon. The coding region runs from base 1 to 564 and encodes 187 amino acids. Lineage: Eukaryota; Metazoa; Arthropoda; Branchiopoda; Diplostraca; Daphniidae.